AAUACUUUAAUAAAAUUUACCAACAUUUUUAAAAUUUGUACAUGAGUUACGGUUCUACAUUAAUUAGUUAAAUAUUAAAUUGUAAAGCAUUAACAAAUUAAAAAAAAUAUUUAUUUAAGUAUUCCAUACUACAGCCUUACCUCUAUACAACCCCUAUCAGUAAUAGCCUUAUCUACUCCUCGAUAAUCAGUACCCUCAUCAGCUCUGAAUGACUGACAGAUUAUCUGUUUAUUGUAAUUUUAGUGGUAAGAAAUACGGUAUUUUUACUGAUUAGGAGACAGCUGUUUUCAAUAUCUUUCAUAGCUCAUUUAAAGUAAAAAAUAUAAGCUUAUACAAAAUUUAUAAAAAAAAUAAAUAGAAAUUAGAAUACAAAUGAACGCGGAAAUAGAGCUUAAUGAUAUUAACUGUAAUAAGCGUUAGGCUUUUACAUAAUUUGCCCCAUCAUUACGAGUAUGAUAGUGUAUAUCAGAGUCUUCUGUUUAGGUAUAUCAGCCAAGGAGUAUCACCAGGCCCGUAAAUCUCAGCUCGAACUGCAUUUUAUAUGCAGACCAUGCCAUCGUCAGGAAGAGCCGAUGCCUGAGCCCACGGCAGAACCCGUCCAGGAAGAGCCGAUGCCUGAGCCCACGGCAGAACCCGUCCAGGAAGAGCCGAUGCCUGAGCCCACGGCAGAACCCGUCCAGGAAGAGCCGAUGCCUGAGCCCACGGCAGAACCCGUCCAGGAAGAGCCGAUGCCUGAGCCCACGGCAGAACCCGUCCAGGAAGAGCCGAUGCAGGUCGACGCUCACUUCGACAUAAGUUUUGACGUUAAUCACAGAGUGGCGGAUGACCCGGAAGAACCACAAGACACGAAGACGGAGGCUGACUACGUUGCCGUUCUUACAGCCAUCAAAGAAAAACUCAACAAUCCUGUCGUUGACAACUUUGUGCUCGACUUUAAACAAGGCUGUUUGGCGAAAAGUCCAGGACCUUGGGUUAGUAGGCAGCUGAUGACGUUGCCCUUCCUACCAGCUGCACACAUACGGGAGACGUUUGCAGCGUUGAGAGACCGCGCGAACACUCCGCAGCUCGAUGCCCUCGUGACAUACAUGGAUCGUCAGUGGUUCCAGCACGGGCUGUUCAAUCCUGAACACUGGUCCAUAUUAAGACGUUCAGUACGGACAAACAAUGAUGUCGAAGGUAAAUAA
Molecule: messenger RNA, 1184 nt
Organism: Dreissena polymorpha
Lineage: Eukaryota; Metazoa; Mollusca; Bivalvia; Myida; Dreissenidae
Product: protein TonB-like
Exons: 3
Coding region: 453-1184 (243 amino acids)
Source: RefSeq, a predicted model, not a curated record